ACCUCCACCUCGCUGCUGAGCUUGGGAAGACGCUACUUGAUCGUAACACUGAGCUAGAAGAAUCUUUACAGCAAAUGUAUGCAACGAAUCAAGAGCAACUGCAGGAGAUAGAGUACCUCACAAAGCAAGUGGACCUCUUGCGUCAGAUGAAUGAUCAGCAUGCAAAGGUAUACGAACAGCUGGAUGUUACAGCAAGAGAACUGGAGGACACAAACCAAAAACUAGUUGCAGAGAGCAAAGCAUCACAGCAAAAGAUACUAAGCUUGACAGAGACAAUUGAAAGUCUGCAAACACACAUAGAUGACCUGCAAAGACAAGUAGAAGAACUUAAGAAGUCUGGACGAGGCCGCAUGAGCCACGAGAGAUCGGACCAGCCGCGAUCAGUGCAUAGUUUCUCAUGUUUGAAGGAGCUCUAUGACCUUCGCCAGUAUUUCGUUUAUGAUCAUGUGUUUGCAGAAAAAAUUACUUCAAUGGAUAAUCAGCUAAGUCCCCUAGAAGAAGAAAAUGAGAACUUAAAAAAAGCAGUGACAGUUUUGCAAGCCCAACUUAGCCUAGAAAAAGAGAAGAGGGUAACAAUGGAAGAGGAAUACAGUCUCGUGGUAAAAGAAAACUGUGACCUUGAGCAGAGGCUAGUUGACAUAGACUUAUAUCGGGCUCGUGCAGAGGAGCUGGAAGUGGAAGUCGCUGAAAUGCGACAAAUGCUUCAGUCUGAAAACACCUUCCAUAAUGCAGAGAAAUUGGUGCCAGAAUCCUUUUUUAUAUCUUUCAAAGAAUCCUUAGAAAGGGAUCAGAGCCCCGUGGAUGAUGGACUUCCGAGUGUCUCGGAGCUUGACAAGAAGGCCCUGAAAAGAAGCAACAGUGAAACCUUCCUAAGCAGUGCUGCAGGAGGAGACAUUCUGCGGGGCCACGAGGAAACCUGUAUCAGGAGAGCUGAGGCUGUGAAGCAGCGAGGAAUCUCUGUGCUCAAUGAAGUUGAUGCCCAGUAUAAUGCUCUGAAGGUGAAAUAUGAGGAACUUCUGAAGAGGUGUCAGAUGGAUGAAGAUUCUGUGAAACACAAGGCAGUGCAAACACUGAAGCAGUAUUCCAAAGACCUUAAUGUGGGGAAUACCCAGUAUGAGCUUGCAGCUAGCAAUCAAGAAGUUACCAGUGGGGAACUCAGUGACUCUCCCACAAAUGCUCUUCCUGAAUAUAAAGCACUCUUCAAAGAAAUUUUUAGCUGUAUCAAAAAAACAAAGGAAGAAAUUGAUGAACACAGAGCUAAGUACAAGGCUCUCUCUUCCCAGCCAUAACACUAUACAUGCGGAUCACCCAUUCUCUGUAGCUGGGUA
Molecule: messenger RNA, 1328 nt
Organism: Tinamus guttatus (white-throated tinamou)
Lineage: Eukaryota; Metazoa; Chordata; Aves; Tinamiformes; Tinamidae
Source: RefSeq, a predicted model, not a curated record